AUGAUUACCAAAAUUAAAUAAUAAUAAAUACUCUAAAGGGUCAUAAAAAUAAGAUUUUAUCACUUGAAUAUUCGAGUAAUGGAAAAUUUCUUGCUUCGAGAAGUUGUGAUGAUUCAAUUAAAAUAUGGAAUUUAGAAAAUCCAAACAAUUAAAAUAUAACUUUGA
This is a messenger RNA of Paramecium sonneborni, 165 nucleotides long. Lineage: Eukaryota; Ciliophora; Oligohymenophorea; Peniculida; Parameciidae. The record is from the annotation of a GenBank genome assembly.